Quercus robur (English oak) is the source of this 962-nucleotide messenger RNA. Its product is annotated as HMG-Y-related protein A-like. Gene Ontology annotation, biological process: chromosome condensation; negative regulation of DNA recombination; nucleosome assembly. The coding region runs from base 68 to 763 and encodes 231 amino acids. The record is from RefSeq and is a predicted model, not a curated record. The transcript is spliced from 2 exons. NCBI's taxonomy places the organism in Eukaryota, Viridiplantae, Streptophyta, Magnoliopsida, Fagales, Fagaceae. Gene Ontology annotation, cellular component: nucleus; nucleosome; nucleolus. Gene Ontology annotation, molecular function: nucleosomal DNA binding; double-stranded DNA binding.
CUCUCUGCCCAUUGGCCAUUAAAACCCAAAAACCAAGGAGCUCAGCUCAUUGUCCAUUCCUGAAAAAAUGUGCAAUUGGGGUAAUGCCACUCAGGUCCAAGGAGUGGAAUGCAGCAAUAAACAAAAUGACCCAGAAGCAGUUGCCCAAACCAUCCCCAUGAAAAGGCUCAGAGACACCAUUAUCAACCUAGCAAGCUCCAAACGAGGACACCCAGUGUCAAUGGAGGCAACCAAGCGCAUUGAAGCUCUCCUUCACCAAAUCUUUCCUGUAUUCAAAACCCCAGAUCACCCUCCUUAUUCAGAGAUGAUAUACAAAGCUAUUGAAGCAUUGGAUGAAGGUGAAGGUUCAAGCAAAGCAUCAAUAUCAGCCUUCAUUAAGUCAAACUACCAUGACUUGCCAUGGGCUCAUGAGAGUUUCCUCACUUGCCAUCUUACCAAGCUGAUUGAGAAAGAUGAAAUCUUUUUGGCUCCUAGCAGCAGUUGCAACAUGUUCAGGAUACGAAAACAUAAAGAGCCUGCAAAUCAACAACAUGAAAAAGAAGGUGAUGAUGGGUCUGAGAUUUUGUCGAUCAAGCCUCUUACUACUGUGAUGGUUCGGCUGAAGAAGAGUGGGAGGCCUUCGAAACCGAAAGAAAGAAAGCGGAGAGGGAGACCACCGAAGAAAGAAGCAGUGAUGAAGAGAGGAGGAGAGGAGAGCCGAAGAGGGCAAGGCGUGGUGGUGGUGGCUCCUUGUCCUCCGGUCAUGCCUUCCAUCCUUGCAUGAACACGAGAUUAUUAUUGUUGCGUGUGUGAACUGUGUCCACUGUCCACUUCUUUUUUGUCUUUAUUUGUUUUUUGUUUUUACUUUUUAUGACCAGAAGUUCUCUUUUCUGUUUCACAACUUGAUGAAGUAAAUUGUCAUUAAUGGGCAAUAAAAGCAGAGAGAGCGAAGCCCAUGGAAAAGUGGUUAUCCAUUCUCACAA